This is a messenger RNA of Linnemannia hyalina, 183 nucleotides long. The record is from the annotation of a GenBank genome assembly. NCBI's taxonomy places the organism in Eukaryota, Fungi, Mortierellomycota, Mortierellomycetes, Mortierellales, Mortierellaceae.
AUGUCGACCAUGAUGCACCGCUACAAGGCUUUGCCUCAAAUGACCAAGAACUACAUCCAGCUUGGCGCGCUGGUGACCGGGCUGGGCGGGUUCUACUACCGCGGCGCGAUCAGAGCCAAGAUGUACCCGUCCGAGCGAACGACCAUGGACUCUAUUAACAUGGCCAAGAAAAAGCCCGAAUAG